Messenger RNA from Lemur catta (Ring-tailed lemur), 1826 nucleotides. It is a transcript of the gene RDH5, whose product is annotated as retinol dehydrogenase 5. NCBI's taxonomy places the organism in Eukaryota, Metazoa, Chordata, Mammalia, Primates, Lemuridae. Bases 706 to 1662 code for a protein of 318 amino acids. The transcript is spliced from 5 exons. The record is from RefSeq and is a predicted model, not a curated record.
GUGGAACUUGCUUCCUCUUCCUAUCCCAACUCUCUUCUCCUUGGCCUAGUGUAGGUGCCUGUUGGGUAAGCAGAGAGUGGGAGUUUCUCGUACCUUCCCAGAGAAGGUCCCUGUAGUCCCUGCCCCAAGCUUCCUAAUUCAGGACUUCAGUUUCCUGCAGAGGAGAAAUAAGACAGGGAACAGGCCUGGCUCUCUGCCUCUCCACGUGCUCAUGGCCUCUCCCAGGCUAACACUAAGCAGUGUCAUGAGUCUGAGCCAGGUGGGAGAGUAAUUCUCAGGGGCACUUCAGGGCUGAGAAGGGGGAGGAAUAACAGGUGAAAGGCUACCAACAAAGAGGGGCAGCUGCAAUCCUUGACAGCACCGUCCUCCUGGGAGAACAUGACAUAGGUGGUCAGGAACCCAGGCUGAAAAAGACAGCCAAGGAGGGGGCUGGGCAGGCCUGGCCUCUGCCAACCCUGGGCUUCACCCAGGCAGGCGCCAGCCUCCCUGGCUCCUCCUCCUCUGCCCUCUGCCCACCCCAUCACACAUGUACUUAGUAUUCCUGACACCCACGUCUACCCACUCUGGACUUUGGCCUUUCCAGUAGCUAGUGUGGCAGCCGGGGAAGACUGGGAGCACAGUCUCUCAGACAAAAGCAAAAGAAGAAGCUGCAGGCAUUGUAGUACCUGCCAACUCUCCCCAAAGGAGGUCACGUGGGUUCCGGCCAUGUGGCUGCCUCUGCUGCUGGGUGCCUUGCUCUGGGCAGUGCUGUGGUUACUCAGGGACCGGCAGAGCCUGCCCGCCAGCGAUGCCUUUGUCUUCAUCACUGGCUGUGACUCGGGCUUCGGGCGCCUUCUGGCGUUGCAGCUGGACCAGAGGGGCUUCCGAGUCCUGGCCAGCUGCCUGACCCCCUCAGGGGCAGAGGACCUACAGCGGGUGGCCUCCUCCCGCCUCCACACCACCCUGCUGGAUGUCACUGAUGCCCAGAGUGUCCAACGGGCAGCCAAGUGGGUGGAGACGCACGUCAGGGAAGCAGGGCUUUUUGGUCUGGUGAAUAAUGCUGGUGUGGCUGGUAUCAUCGGGCCCACACCAUGGCUGACACAGGACGAUUUCCAUCGGGUGCUGAGUGUGAACACGUUGGGUCCCAUCGGGGUCACCCUUGCCCUGCUGCCUCUGCUGCAUCAGGCACGGGGACGGGUGAUCAACAUCACCAGUGUCUUGGGUCGUCUGGCACCCAAUGGUGGGGGCUACUGUGUCUCCAAGUUUGGCCUGGAGGCCUUCUCUGACAGCCUGAGGCGAGACAUGGCUCCUUUUGGGGUACGAGUCUGCAUCGUGGAGCCUGGCUUCUUCCGAACCUCUCUGACCAACCUGGAGAGUUUGGAGAACACCUUGCAGGCCUGCUGGGCACGGCUACCUCCAGCCACACGGGCCCUCUAUGGGGAGGCCUUCCUCACCAAGUACCUGAAAGUGCAGCGGCGCAUCAUGAACCUGAUCUGUAAUCCAGAGCUCACCAAGGUCAGCAAGUGUGUGGAGCAUGCCCUGACUGCUUGUCACCCCCGAACCCGCUACAGCCCAGGCUGGGAUGCCAAGCUGCUCUGGUUGCCCGCCUCCUACCUGCCAGCCUGCCUGGUGGAUGCUGUGCUCACCUGGGUCCUUCCCAAGCCUGCUCAGGCAGUCUACUGAAUCUAGCCUUCCACCAAGAGAUUGUUUUUCAAGGGCAGGGACUUUGAUUUAUUUAUGUCCCUGCCCUGGUAUUGCCUGAUGUCUGGCACAAAAUAGGCACUCAAUAAAAGUGUAUUGUUAAAAAAAAAAGUGCACCGAAAUGAAGGUGCCCAGGGGCAGACUGA